Molecule: messenger RNA, 966 nt
Organism: Beauveria bassiana ARSEF 2860
Lineage: Eukaryota; Fungi; Ascomycota; Sordariomycetes; Hypocreales; Cordycipitaceae
Product: glucan endo-1,3-beta-glucosidase A1-like protein
Exons: 1
Coding region: 1-966 (321 amino acids)
Biological process (GO): carbohydrate metabolic process
Molecular function (GO): hydrolase activity, hydrolyzing O-glycosyl compounds
Source: RefSeq, a predicted model, not a curated record
AUGCCUGCACCUUUCUUGACGGCCAUCGUGGCCGCGCUUCUAGGCUCCAGUGUCUAUGCCAACGCCGCUAACAACGGCGUUGCCGGCGUGCCGCUCCCACCAGGCUUCUCCCGUGCCCUCUUCUACGACGACUUCUCCUCCAACGGCACCCUCGACAUGUCCAAGUGGAAGCAUGACCUCGGCACGCAGUAUCCCGGCGGACCAAGCAAUUGGGGUACCGGCGAGAUCCAGUCUUACACCGACUCGCCCGAAAACAUCUACGUCACCCAGGAAAAGACGCUGCGCAUCAUCCCCAUCCGCGACAACCAGGGCGGCUGGACGUCGGCUCGCAUCGAGACGCAGCCCAACUGGGACUUUGGCGCCGCCGUCGGCCAGCAGAUCCGCGUGGAAGCUAAGAUCAAGCUAGGACAGGCCGCCGCCGACGAUCAAUGGGGUAUCUGGCCCGCGUUUUGGUCCCUCGGCAGCACGCUUCGCGGCAACUACAACAACUGGCCGGCGGUCGGCGAGAUUGACUUUUUUGAGAGCGCACACGGCCAGGCCCGCGUCUGGCAAACGCUGCACUGUGGCUCAAGUACCAGCGGCGGGCCAUGCAACGAGCCCAUGGGGCGCUUCAACGAGGCGGACAGCAGCAUUUACAACCGUGACGACUGGAAUAUCUUUUCAUGGGAGCUGGAUCGUCGUCCUGGCACUGGCUGGACGGAUGCGUGGUCGGGUCCCGAGGAGCGAAUGACGUGGUUUGUCAAUGACAAGCCGCUCUUUGUUCUCAAGAAGUCUGACCUUGGCAGCGACGAGACCUGGAGCCAGCUCGUCGACACUAAAAAGUUUCUUCUUCUCAAUGUUGCUGUGGGUGGAAGCUUCGCCAAUGCCAAGGCCAACUUCCACACGCCCACGGAGAAGACUGUUGGUGGACUGGGGGCUGCCAUGGAUGUUGACUAUGUCGGCGUCUAUGAGUCUUGGUCCCAGUAG